UAUAUGGACAGGUCAUAUGUGAUGGGAAAGAGGCCAGAUCUAUAUACUGGUCUUAGCUAUAUUUUUCUAUUGAUAUUCAUAACUGUGACUCUCUUCCCAUGCGUUGCGUAAUUUUUAAUCAAUCCUUGCAUCGUGGAAUCGUAGGAACUAAAGUUCCGCCUUACAUCAUUUCUCUAUGAAAUGGAUUUUGUAAUGAUAGUAUGUCCUCAUUUCGGCUGAAUAAAUCUGGCGCAUUUUCGAUCAGUUAUGCGCCUUGAAAAUUGGAACAAAGUCAUAUUUAAAUAAUAUAAGCUGCAAUAAAUCAUUGUUUACGUCAUGGACUUUGAUGACUAUGAACAUUUGCCCAAUUCAUCUAUGAGUACUCACAUGGUUGCUGGAGCAUUCGCGGGAAUCAUGGAACAUUGUGUUAUGUAUCCGCUUGAUUCCGUGAAAACUCGUAUGCAAUCUCUAAAACCAAGUCCUGAAGCAAAAUAUCGUAGUAUAACAGAGGCCUUAUUCAAAAUGAUUCGUAAUGAAGGCGUACUGCGUCCUGUUCGUGGCAUGUCUGCUGUUGUUGUUGGUGCGGGUCCUGCACAUGCAUUAUAUUUUUCAACAUAUGAAAAAAUGAAACGUUUUCUUAGUGGUACUCCACAUGGUAAUGGGAAUGCAUUAACACAAGGGCUAGCUGGUGCUACAUCAACAUUAAUUCAUGAUGCUAUCAUGAAUCCAUGUGAUGUUGUCAAGCAAAGAAUGCAGAUGUAUAAUAGCCCUUACAAAACAUGUUCCGAGUGCUUCUCUAAAGUAUGGAAAGCAGAAGGAGUUCGAGCAUUUUAUCGCAGUUAUACUACCCAGCUCACCAUGAAUAUACCUUUCCAAAGCAUUCAUUUUAUAACAUAUGAAUUUUGUCAAGAUUUAACUAAUAAUCAAAGGAAUUACAAUCCUCUGGCACAUGUUACUUCUGGGGCCAUAUCAGGAGCUUUUGCUGCUGCAGUUACAACACCUUUGGAUGUUUGUAAGACUCUUUUAAAUACCCAAGAGCAAAAAGCUUUACAGUUUACUAAGCAGGCACAUAUUAGUGGACUUAAAAAUGCUAUUGUAACAAUAUAUAGGUUCAGUGGGCCUAAAGGUUAUUUUCGUGGUUUACAAGCUAGAGUCCUUUAUCAAGUGCCUUCAACUGCAAUUGCAUGGUCUGUGUAUGAGUUUUUCAAACAUGCACUUGUGUUAAAACAGCAUCGUCAGCAUACCUAUAAAUCGGAACAUAGUGCAUUAAUUGCACAUGCUAGUUCCAUAGAAAAUCAGCAUUCAUCUGCUCAUCCCAUAGCAGGGUUAACAGUAGUUUACAGUGACUGAAUAUGAUAGGGUUAUACAUAUUGAAAAAUAAAAAAAUCUAACUGGAAAUCAAAAACACUUUGAUUUAGCAUCUUCACCUUGAAGAACUAUUCAUCUUAUAUUUGGAAGAAAUUGCUACUGGCAGCUUCUAGCAGAUUUGUAAACUGAUGCAAGGUUCACAUUAAAUUUUUUAGUUUUGCCGGAAGAAACUUUUUCAUUAACUUGUCCUUGAUAUGUUAUUUUGUAUGUUGCUGAUGAGAAGAUUUUCAAAGUAAGUUUCUAUUUUGAUGUAUGAAGAAUGUUAAUAUAGGAAGAAUGAAUUUCUGAUCUUAAAUUUCUGGUAUGUAAUUUGAAAGAUCCCCCUUUCCCCGGUAGCAUUUAAAACUUAAAUAAUCAUCAGCCAUAAAUUAUGUGUUCAUAUUGUAAUUUAGGAAACAGAAACAACACAUUUUUGCAGCAUUGUGUACUGUUUGCACCUGCUUUGUACUCUUUUCCUCUUUUGCUUAUUAAAAUAAAACAAUAUAUGCUGUAAAUUACUGUGGAAGAAUGUUGAAUUCUCUAAGUAACGUAUCUGUGGUAUUAAUUAUGCUUUCUGACCAUUCAUUGAAGAGUGCUUUAUCACUAUUUGGGACAAACGGAAAAAACUGCUGUUUAUUUGUGCAUGUAUACUCUAAAAUGCAAAAUAAUUCUCUCUUAUAUUGUUCAUUUGUUUAUAUAUGAGGUAUUUGCCAGUUUGUUGUAUUUAUGCAUGCUUUCAUCCUUACAUAUUGAAUGAAGAAUUUACAUGCAAUUCUUAUUAAACAUUUAAUCAACUUUACUUUGAAAAUCUUUUCUUGUAGUCAGACCCGGUUUUUUCUCUACAGUUGAAUAUAUAUAUAUAAAAAAAAGUAACAAAUUGAUGAAAUUAAAAAAUUUCCUGCCAAACUAUGUGAUAUCUGCUUUGAACUAUACACUUGUUGAAGUUUUGUUUCAAUAAAAUUUUUGAUGUUUUAACAUUUUAGAGACAGGAAAUACAUAUUUGCCUUCUUUUAUUUUAUUGAUAAUAUUAAACAUUUUAAACUACCUUUUCAAUUUAAUUUAACGCUUUGGAAAAUAUAUUUAGUUAUGUUAAAAAUGUUCCUGUAUUUAAUUAUAGUAAUUGUCUUGCACUUAAUUAUAUUUAAAAUAACUAUAAAUUAAAAUAAUAAAAAGGAAGCUAAAGUAAUUAUAUUUUUAAGUUUAGAUACUUUAUUUUUUUAUAUUAAGAAUAAUAAAAAAAAAUUACAUAUAAAAUUAGAAACUUUUUCAUUCCAUUGAUUCAUAAGCUACAGAUGAAAUAUUUUAAUACAGUAUAUGGUAUAAUAAUUAGAACAGUGAGAUGUAACUAGUCAGGUAAACAAAAUCAAAUCAUUUAAAAUGAAAGUUACUGAUCAUUCCAAUUCUUUUUAAUAUAUUAGUUCAUUGGAGGAUGAUAAAUUUGAUACUAUAAUUAUAGUAUGUUGCAAGGCAUCCCGAAUCAAUAUAAAAAUAACUUCAAUGUGUAUAAAUAAUUGAGGAUUAUUCAUAUCAUGUGUAUGUAAGAUGCCAUUUGUAAAGAAAAUUAGUUAUAUGCCAAAGUUGUGAUGAUAAAUUAUUGUAUGGAUAUGUGAUAAUUAUGUACUUUUUAAAAUGUUGGUGACUGAAAAAUUAUCUUAAGUACAUCAAACAUAUUUAUACUUUUAGGAGCUAAAGAAUUGUUUGGGAGAUCAUUUUCACUCACUGUUAAUAUAAAAUCUUUCAUUCCUUCAGUCAAGUUAUGUGACAUUUUAGAAAGCUCAUGCCAAAUUAUAAAGAUUUAUAAUUGUAGAACAACAUGCAAAAUAAACUAUAUAUUAAGUUUGUGA
Stegodyphus dumicola is the source of this 3170-nucleotide messenger RNA. It is a transcript of the gene mfrn, whose product is annotated as mitochondrial iron transporter mitoferrin. Gene Ontology annotation, cellular component: mitochondrial membrane. NCBI's taxonomy places the organism in Eukaryota, Metazoa, Arthropoda, Arachnida, Araneae, Eresidae. Gene Ontology annotation, molecular function: ferrous iron transmembrane transporter activity. Gene Ontology annotation, biological process: iron import into the mitochondrion. The record is from RefSeq and is a predicted model, not a curated record.